This is a messenger RNA of Musca domestica (house fly), 1622 nucleotides long. RefSeq names its product trichohyalin. The transcript has a single exon. NCBI's taxonomy places the organism in Eukaryota, Metazoa, Arthropoda, Insecta, Diptera, Muscidae. Bases 66 to 1586 code for a protein of 506 amino acids. The record is from RefSeq and is a predicted model, not a curated record.
AGUCAAAUAAAAUAAUUUUUCAAAUUUUAUUUUUCAAACGCACAUAUUUUUUAUUUUUCUGAAACAUGGCCAAAAUGGACCCUAAUUCUCCAGCAAAUGAAAUGAAGCAAAUGCUAGAUCACCAUGUCUUCAUCGUUAACACCGAUCGCAAAUCUCUGUUCUCGCAAAUUAAAUCGAUGGUCUCGCAGGCCCAGGAUGUUGCCCUCAACGAGUUGAAUCAAAGACGUAGCAACCUCAAAGAACUAUUGGAACGUGAGGAUAAAAUCUAUGAAGAGGAAUUCGCCAAUAAAGUAAAAUCACGUAUGGACGAUGACAGAAAGCAGCGCAAGGAAAUUUUGCUACAAAUUAAAGAAGAAAAUGCCAGAAAUGAGCAGGAAUUCCUGCAGAACAAGCGUGUGCAGCAGUACAUGAACAGUUGUUAUGAAAUACGUGAAGCUGUGCGGCAUCGAGAAAUGCUGAAAGUCAAAGAAUGUCAACAAGAGCAGAUAUUGGAAAAGGAGCGAGCCCUACGGCGGCAGCGGCAAGAAGAUGACUAUUGGCUGAAGGUGCAACAGCGAAAUAUGGCCGCAAUGGAUAGACAACAAAGGCAAGAAGAGUCCCUAAAGAAAUCAUUGACGAAACACGUUUCAGAUACCCUAAAAGUUCAACUAAUUGAACUGGAAGAGAAAAAGGAAAGAAUGUGCCAAGAAAAACUGGAAGAAAAGCAGCAAUUGGAUACCAUAUUGGAAGAGCUGCGUUUGAAGGAAUUCGAUCGCAGGCAUAGGGGUGUAUCUUCAAAGAUUUUGGAAUAUCGCAAAGAGCUUUUAGAUAUGAUAUCUAAAAAGCAAAUACAACACCAACAAGAGCAAAAGGAACAUUUAGAAUACCACAAACAAAUGCUGCAACAAAUAUCCCAAGAAGAGGAAAAUGAAGCCAAGGAGUUGAGAGAGAAAAAGAAAGCUUUGCAUAAGGCCACGAUGGAUUACAUAAAAUAUGUCAAACAUCUGCGUGACAUAGAGCAACAACAACUGCAAAUGUAUGAUGAACGCAUGAAUGAUUUGUAUCGCGUUGAUUUGUGCACAAAACGCAAUAUUCGGCGCGAAAAAGAACGCAAAGCCCGCCUGGCAGAGGAAUGUUUUGCCGAAUUGCGCAAACAAAUCCAAGAACAAUGCGAAAGACGUCUACGCGAAGAAGCCGAACAGCGGGAAUGCAAAAUUCUCGAAAAUCGUUUUGUACGAGCAGAAAAAUCACGUCAGCAAAUACUUGAAGAGAGGCAUAGAAAUCGUUUGGAUUUAGAUAAUCAGAUAAAAGUGUUGAAGAACAUUCAAGCUGAGGAGGAAUCAAAAUUUAAUAAAGAUUUGGAGAGGGCAUCUAAUGAUCCAGAAUUUUGCUCUGAAUUGGCAAAACAAUAUAUCCGAGAGGACAUGGAUUAUUUGGAACCUCAUGCAAAUUGGCGUUUGUUGACAGGCCCCAGUAAAACAUGUUGUCCCACAACCGUAACUGUAAAAGGUCACAAUAAAAUGUCGGACGAGAAAUUGAGGAAUGAAAAUCAAACCGAUUGUCAAUAUAAACGUAUUGAUGGCAGGGGAGAUGGUCCGAUUAAUUGAAACAAAUAUGUACAUUAUUGAAUGAUAUUGUCUUUU